AAUUCGAAAAGAAGAAAAAAAGAAAAUAAUUAACUAAAAAAGAAACGAAAAAAAAAACACUUUUACUUUGUUUUGUUAUUUCAUUUUGUUUUCUUUUAUUGAAAAACAUGGCAAGGAUUUCACUAGGGUUGUGUCUGAUGUUAGUAGUAACAUCAAGUGUGAUUUAUGAAGCGCAAGGACAUUUCUUGUUGAAGAAUUACUUGACGACUCAGUUUCCAAGCAAGAGCAACGAAUUUGCGCCAUACGCUAAGAAGGGUUUGACAGAGUUCUUGACCGACCUUGAACGUAUUUGUCCACCGACUCCAGAGUUCAAAGGUUUCUUCACAGAAUGCAGGUCUUACAUGAGCUCCAUCCAAACGUCAUCGUCAUCGUCAUCGUCCUCGUCCUCCUCAUCACAAAACAUGGACGGGCUUUCGAAGGCUGUGUCUGCAAUAAGUGGUGGUGCAGGCCAACAAUCUGCGGAAGCAGGGAGUUUCAAAUCUACCAUGGCCUCUAUGGCAAAGACUUUGGUUGAGCAGAAACAGAGCACAAAGACGAUAACGUCUACUGAAAAGAAAACUCUAGUCACAUCUAUGGUGCAGUGGACUAAAUCGAUUGCUACAGUCGUGAAGACAGCAGCUGAGAAGAAAGGAAAGAAAGUCGAUAUAAACUCUUUUGGACUUGAUGUUGAUGUCAAUGACAAAUCUAUCAUGACUGUUAGUGGAAGCAGCCAUAGUAGCUCUUCAUCCCAAAAAUCCAGUUCCGAAUCCUCAUCAAACUCUUCGAGUUAUGCCGCUAGAGCAGAAACUGAAUCUUCAGCAAAGGCUAGAGCACAAGCUGGCGCUUCAGCAAAGGCUGGAGCAGAAAGUGGCUCUUCAGGAAAGGCUAAAGAAACCACCGAGAAGGGUGAGAAGGCUGAGAAGGAGGAGAAGAAGGGUGAGAAGGCUGAGAAGGGUGAGAAGGCUGAGAAGAAGGAGGAGAAGGGUGAGAAGAAGGAUAAGACUGAGAAGAAGGAUAAGGAGGAGAAGGCUGAGAAGAAGGAGGAGAAGAAGGAUAAGGAGGAGAAGGGUGAGAAGGCUGAGAAGAAGGAGGAGAAGGGUGAGAAGAAGGAUAAGGCUGAGAAGAAGGAUAAGGAGGAGAAGGCUGAGAAGAAGGAGGAGAAGGCUGAGAAGAAGGAUAAGACUGAGAAGAAGGAGGAGAAGAAGGAGGAGCAGAAGGAGAAGAGUGGUUCAUCAGCCAAAACCAAAGAAGCCUCCUCGAGCAAAGCUGGUGCUAGUUCUUCGACCAAAGCUGGUGUUACUUUUGACGACACGACAGGUGCAUCUGCGGGAAGCCCGACAGGAAGUCCCACUUCUGGUGAGGAUAGAACCUCAGGAAGCCCGAAAGCAAGUCCCACUUCUGCUAAGGGUAAGUCCUCUAAAAAAGAGAGUGGAAAGGCUGCUGCUUCUUCCAGUUAAAAC
Messenger RNA from Raphanus sativus (radish), 1439 nucleotides. RefSeq lists its product as uncharacterized. Lineage: Eukaryota; Viridiplantae; Streptophyta; Magnoliopsida; Brassicales; Brassicaceae. The coding region runs from base 108 to 1436 and encodes 442 amino acids. The record is from RefSeq and is a predicted model, not a curated record. The transcript has 2 exons.